UCUCCGCGUGCACUCUGUGCGUGGGCAUCCCGUUGGUGUUGUGGCGGGGGUGUAGUAACCCUGGCAAGCAGCACCCCCGCCCCUUCCAUCUGGGGUUCCUGUUAGGGUCGCCCCUGGUGGGCGGCUCUAGAAUCUUGAAGAAGAACUCGAGAACGCAAAGCGGAGGCACGCGUUGUGCGACCAGAAAAAUGGCGGCGGCGUCGGUGUCUGUGGCUUCUGAUUCUCAGUUGUCGAAUAUCUUAGCUGAACCAUCAAAGUCAAAUGGAAAUAUGGUUCAUCGUUCUUCGUCUUCAUAUGUAUUAUAUCCACCUGAUAAACCUUUCCUUAAUAGUGAACUACGUCGCUCCCCAAAUAAGCCUACAUUUGCCUAUCCAGAAAGCAAUAGCAGAGCCAUAUUUUCUGCUCUAAAGAAUCUUCAAGAUAAAAUUCGACGCUUGGAACUUGAGAGGAUUCAGGCAGAAGAAAGUGUGAAAACUUUGUCUAGAGAAACAAUUGAAUAUAAAAAAGUACUAGAUGAACAGAUACAAGAAAGGGAAAACUCAAAGAAUGAGGAAUCAAAGCAUAAUCAAGAACUGACUUCUCAGUUGGUAGCUGCAGAAAAUAAAUGUAAUCUUUUAGAAAAACAAUUGGAAUACAUGCGGAAUAUGAUAAAGCAUGCAGAAAUGGAAAGAACAUCUGUUUUAGAGAAACAGGUGAGCCUAGAAAGAGAACGACAACAUGAUCACACACAUGUUCAGAGCCAACUUAUAAAACUGGAUCUUCUUGAACAAGAAUAUAAUAAACUUACCACCAUGCAAGUCCUUGCAGAAAAAAAAAUGCAAGAAUUAGAAACAAAACUCCAUGAAGAAGAACAGGAAAGGAAACGUAUGCAAGCUAAGGCAGAUGAGUUGCAGACUGAUCUGGAAGCAAAGAAACUUACCUUUGAAGAUAAAACAACCUCAUAUACUCCUAUUGCAAGAAAAAUUAAAAAAAAGAAGUCAAAACCAUCAGAAAAGAAAGGACCUAGAAACUAUUUUGGUGCACAGCCUCAUUACAGAUUAUGCUUACGUGAUAUGCCAUUUGUGGCUGGAAAGUCCACUAGUCCUAGCCAUGCCGUGGUAGCCAACGUUCAGCAUGUCUUGCACCUAAUGAAACAACACAGUAAAGCUUUGUGCAAUGAUCGAGUAGUGAGCGACACCCCUUUGGCAAAACAAGUACCUUCACGAAGUAGCAGAAGUAAGAAGUCAGCCACACCUCCUUCUUCCAGCAGCAUCAACGAAGAAUUGGCUGAAGUCUUACAGACUUUACAGGAUGAGUUUGGCCAGAUGAGCUUUGAUCACCAGCAGCUUGCAAAACUUAUACAGGAGUCACCAAACACUGAACUAAAAGACAGUUUAGAGUGUGAGCUGGAGGCAUUAGUGGGAAGGAUGGAAGCAAAAGCCAACCAAAUAACUAAAGUUCGGAAAUAUCAAGCACAGCUGGAGAAACAGAAGUUAGACAAGCAGAAGAAAGAAGUAAGAGCUAACAGAAAGACUCUUGAUGAAGAAGGAAACAGCAGCAGCCGAUCUUCUGGGGCCAUAGGGACCACAAGUAAGAAGGAUUUUGCCAAACUGAGACCUGGAGAAAAAAGCAGGAAAAAUCUUCAGUUAUUGAAGGACAUGCAAACCAUACAAAAUUUAUUACAAAGCAGUAAGGUGUGUUGGGAUUACUGACUGCUCACACCAGGUCAUAAAUUUUAUUCAGAUGAUCAGAUAUUGACAAUUUACUUUCCAGGUUUCAUACUUAGAUUGGAAUUAAUAGCAGGUGUUUUAAGAGAUUAGAAUUCCCUAUUUUGAACCAUGAACACAAAUGAAAACCAAGGGAGUUUUAAAACUUGAGAGGUCACAUUCUUGAAGAUGAAUGCACUGUACUGGUAUAUUGCACUUUGUAAACAAAGUACCAGGUUUUUACUUGUGGUGUGACUUUUUAAAAAAAUUUUUUUACAUAGGUAUGUGUGUGUAAAUUAGGUUUAAAUUUCCAAAAUACGAGGCUAGCCCUACAGGCAACAUUUGCUUGAAGAGUCUCAUUCUUAAAUAUUCCCUGGCAUCAAGUGCCCACUUCCCUUUUUCAUACAACUAUUAAAUAUAUUUACUUUUGACUAUUGAUGUUUUUUCUAUAUUUAACUAUUUAUGUAUUUAAGAGGAUUUUGUUUCUCUGAUAUUUUAAUCAUUGGUGCAUUUCUUGCUUUUUCUAUCUGCUGUUUAAAAUUUUUAAAAAUUCAAGGAUCAUUUAAAUCACUUACCUAUCAAAUUAUGUGUAUUUUUAUGAGUAUAGAUUGUUAAUGAAAUAACAUUUUGGAAAAAGGUGAGACAGAAGGGAGCUGUUGUGAAAGCAUACACGUGCAGCUUUUCAGCACCUUUUUGUAAUCAUGUUAUUCAAAGCAUUGUGGUUUUAAUUUUGAAAUGUAGAAAAGCCCUUAAAUAUGUUUUUAGUAUAGAACAUGAGUGCAGUAGGAACUGUACACAUAUAAUUAUCAUUCAUUGUAAAUGUGAACAGGUCAAAACGUUCUUUUUAGAAUUUUGCCACUGAAGUCAAUAAAGGAGCUGUUUUUAAAGACACACUGGAAUUUUACUUAGCCUAUUGACAAAAGCUUUGUUGUAAACUUUCAAACAUUAACACUGCAUAUACUGUCUUAUACUUAAUUUGCCAUUUUAUGCUUACAUAGUUUGCCCAAGAAGACUGAAUUACUUCAUGAUAUCUAAGAACCUUUUAAGAGGGCUAAUGAGCAGGUGAGCUACUUAUGAAAAGAAUUCCUUUUAUGUGCCUCUUUGGGAACUGAGAUGGAAGAUAAGGAUUAUAUCUACACAAGCAACUUUAAUUUUUGUAGCUGCUGAUUACUAGGCUUAUCCAGCCUCUUGUUAAAUUUUCUUGAGUUAGGAAUCCUUAAUAUAGAAUCCUUGCAUAGAUUGAGGUAUUUGUGAAUCUCCUGAAAUUGCAUGUAAACUUUUGCUUGUGUGUACAAUUUUCUGAUGACGUUUGUAGCAGUGAAUUAAGGAUGAGACUGUAGAUCUGAGGAAGAUGAAAAAUUGCUCUAUUGACCUGGUAAAUAUUUACUGUCUCUCAUUUCCCAUUUUAACUAUUAAACUUUUGUGAUCUCUU
This is a messenger RNA of Cavia porcellus (domestic guinea pig), 3117 nucleotides long. It is a transcript of the gene Cep57, whose product is annotated as centrosomal protein 57. Gene Ontology annotation, cellular component: centrosome. Bases 189 to 1691 code for a protein of 500 amino acids. The record is from RefSeq and is a predicted model, not a curated record. Gene Ontology annotation, molecular function: microtubule binding; gamma-tubulin binding; identical protein binding. NCBI's taxonomy places the organism in Eukaryota, Metazoa, Chordata, Mammalia, Rodentia, Caviidae. The transcript is spliced from 11 exons.